This is a messenger RNA of Pelobates fuscus (common spadefoot toad), 5330 nucleotides long. Its product is annotated as interferon-induced very large GTPase 1-like. The record is from RefSeq and is a predicted model, not a curated record. The coding region runs from base 80 to 5197 and encodes 1705 amino acids. The transcript is spliced from 2 exons. Gene Ontology annotation, molecular function: GTP binding. Lineage: Eukaryota; Metazoa; Chordata; Amphibia; Anura; Pelobatidae.
UCAACCUAAUGGAGAUGUGUUUCACAUAGAUUUUCCCGAUGAUAAGAAAAUUCUGGGUUUUUCUAAUGACAUAUAUAAAAUGGACAAUGCUGGAGAAACACUCCCAAUAGAUACUUCUGGAGAAGUGGAAAACACAAAUCAUGAGAAAGAUACAUUUCCCACAACCCACCCUGGAGGACACUUGUUUCAUGUAUAUCCACCUGAUCAUGAUGAAAUGAUUGGUUCUGCUAGAGAGUCGUAUAAAGAAGACUCUCCCGGAGAUCCAUUUUACUCAAGUGGUUUCCUUCAUGAAAUGGGAUCACAGAUAUUUUCCCCUAAAGAUGAUAUUAUUAAUGUUGAGAAGACAGUCAGCAUCCCAGAACAGAUAACUCCGAUACCAAUCAGCAGACUAUUUGAGCAGGAUUACAAGGCAUUUCUCAACCAACUAGAGAAUAUGAAUCCCAUGAUUCACACAAUUUUCGACAUGUCAGAAUAUGCAGGAGAAAGGAGAAAAAGAACGAUUGAUGAAGCCCUGCAACAACUGAACCUAGAGAGGUACUGGGCAUCCAAGCUCAGCCUCACAGAUGUUCUGAAGAUUGGAAAGGAGACCUUUAAGAAGUCCAUCCCGCAGAGUAUAGAAGAUGUCCCUUGGUAUUUCCUACAGAAUCUAAUGGCAUUGGAUGGCUCUGCUAGAAAUACUAGACUUGACCAAAGCACAUUAGAUUUUAGAACAAACAAUGGACAAGAUGAGGAUUUAGAUUUUAUGAAUGAAGUAGACGUCUCUAAUUCUAUCCACCCCCUCGAUGUGCUAUGCCUUCUCCUUCUAUGCUCGGACAGUUUUUUACAGCAGGAAAUUCUGACAAAAAUGUCCAUGUGCCAGUUUGCUGUUCCUCUGCUGCUUCCUGCUGGUGAAGGUACAGAAUGCACCUUCAUGUUAUGGGCAAUGAGAGAUAUUUUAAAAAGGUGGAGACCUCGCUCAUUAGUGGACAGUAAAGGAUGCAAAGAAGACAAUCUUGUGAACAUACCCAUGCCAACCUUUUCUUUUGUGAAACUGGGUAAAUGCAACUUAUCAAAGUCUAGAAUCUUAAAUCACAUUCUUAGCCCAGUUCAACAGCACCAUGACUUCUUUGUGCAUCAAAAUAUGGAAGGUGGAAAUGUUCUACGUGAAAUCUCUGAUGGAUUGGUGGAAAUCGCAUGGUACUUUCCAGGAGGCAGGGAGAAUUCAGAUCUUUUCCUAGAUCCAGUUGCAGUAACCAAUCUCCGUGGAGACCUGGAGUCAAACUGGAAACAGUUCAGUUUUUUAACUCAGAUCUCGUCUGCAGUGUUUAUAUUUACAGAGAAUAUAAAUGAUAGAGAAUAUGAACUGUUAUCAAAUCCUGACAUUGGAGAUACAAACUAUUUCCUAAUAAUUGCACCUUCUUCCAAACAUGUAAACAAGGCUACACAAAAACACAUUAAAAUGCUAUAUCCUGUACUGAAAAUAAAUAGGAAAAAUGUGUUGGUUAAAAACAGCUCAGUUAAUGAUGCAGAAUUAGUAAAAAAGUUACAGAUUAUUAUAGCAGAUCUUAUGAAGUGUAGCCAACACUAUGUGAAUCUAGAGGACAUGUCCCGCAUGGCGAGCGAACUUGGGAUACAAAUUGAUGAAAAUUUAGAAGAUAACCAGAAUGCAAGAACAGUUGCCCUAGAAAUUACAAAAACCAUUAAAGAUAUAGUGGAAUAUAAAAACCAAACACUAACACUGCAGGGAACUCUGUGGAAAAAACUAGCCAAAGUGGAGAAAGAGUUAUGUCGAAUGAAAAAACAAGGAAAUCAGAACGCUGAGGACUACAGGUCGAAGCUUGUGAAGGAACGUUCUGAGCUAAGAAUGAAGCAACAUCAGCACACAUCCUCAGAUGGCAUGAAGACGUUUAUUGCUGCCAUAACUAAUUUGUCUCAAACAGAAAAACAUUAUUUUCUGAAAUGGAUGAAACUAUAUCUGGAUUCAAAUGCCAGACGUAAUCUGUGCACACUUCAGCGAGAAUACAAGGAGAAUUGUUACAACUUGUCAGCUAAUCCUGAGAGACUUAUUGAACUAGACCAAAGGAUAUCCAACAGCUCCUUGGGUGUUGAGCACUUUUUCAGGGAAUUAGGACAGUACUAUGAAGCCGAGUGCUCCAUGACUAGUGAAGGAAAAAUAGAACAAAAACAGAGAGUGUUUGGGAAGCUCCCGGGAAUAGCUGCUGAUCUCCUACUUGAUGGCUUUCCACUGGAGUUGAUUGAUGGAGAUGCUUCCAACAUCUCACUGCAGUGGAUAACUGAUGUCUUAACUGAGCUGGAUCACAGGAUAGGAAGACAGUGCAGAAUGAGAGUGAUCACUGUGGUAGGAGUUCAGAGUACGGGGAAAUCCACCCUUCUGAACACCAUGUUUGGUUUGCAGUUCCCAGUGGCCAGUGGACGAUGCACACGAGGGGCUUUCAUUACCCUUAUUAAAGUGAGAGAUAACUUCCAAGAAGAGCUGGGCUGUGACUUUAUUCUGGUUAUUGAUACUGAAGGUCUUAAAGCUCCUGAGUUGGCAACUGUAGAGGACAGUUAUGAACAUGACAAUGAGCUGGCAACGCUUGUGGUUGGGUUGAGUGAUAUCGCCAUAAUAAACAUGGCCAUGGAAAACACAGCUGAAAUGAAAGAUAUCCUGCAGAUUGUGGUCCAUGCCUUCCUUAGGAUGAAAGAAAUAGGAAAGAAACCUAACUGUCAGUUUGUUCAUCAGAAUGUGAGUGAUGUAUCCGCUCAUGAAAAGAACAUGAGAGACAGAAAGAAACUACUGGAACAAUUGGAUGAAAUGACUAACCUUGCAGCAAAGAUGGAAGAAAGAAGUAAUAUCACAAAGUUUUCUGAUAUCAUGGAGUAUGAUCUUGAGGAACAUAGCUGGUAUAUACCUGGUCUUUGGCAUGGGGUUCCACCAAUGGCCUCUGUGAACAAAGGAUACAGUGACAACAUUUUUCAGCUGAAAAAACAUCUGUUUGAAUGUAUAAAGAAACAACAAAAAUCUAGGAGCUCUCAAAAUAUCCAUGACUUCAUUAAAUGGAUUAAAAGCUUGUGGAAUGCAGUCAAAUAUGAAAAAUUCAUUUUCAGCUUCAGAAAUAGCCUGGUAGCAGAAGCUUAUAAUCAACUGUCCAUGAAAUACUCAGAACUGGAGUGGAAUUUCCGCAAAAAGUCACAUCAAUGGAUGAUGGAGACAGAGAAUGAGAUACAGAAUUGCCCACCUUCGGAGCUAGAAAAGGACAUGUAUGCUGAAAUAAAAGCAGAGAUGAAUAAAGUACUCCAAGAAGAGGAGAGCAUUAUGACGGAGGAACUGGAUAAAUAUUUUGAGAGUGGAUGCAAAUAUGUGCAUCUAAUAGAGAGAUAUAGGGAAGAUUUUUUCCGAAGUGUAAUACUUCUCCACAACGAACUGGCAGACAACCUAGGAAACAAGUGUGAGGAAGUCAUUCAAAUUCAGAGGGGGAGGUACGAGAUACAAAAUGUUCAGGACGGUUACAUAAAAACUAUAGAGGAGAAGGCAAGCAGUCUCCUGGAAAAUUGCCGCAAUGCAAAACACAAGCUUAGUGACAAAGAGUUGGAGUGCGAAUUUGAGAGAAUGUGGAAUAAAACGUUAUCGACCUUACCCUCAAGCGGUUUGAAGAAACACAAUAUUAGCCAAGAAAUGCUGGAACAAUUAAGAAAAGACAUGAGACACAAGGCAGGUUACGUUAAUGAGAAAUUAAACAAUGUAAAGAGUUUAUCAGAGUUUGGACAAAAUGGUUUGAGUAAAGACAGGAAAUAUGCCCAAAGUGCCUGGUUUAAGGAUAUACCAGAAACAGAUCAUACAGAAUAUUGGGAUAAGGUCUGUGAACUUUCAUCCUCUUUGAUGAGCAAAUGUGACAGCCAAAUUAAUGAACAAAUUCAAUUAAUGAAAGAUUAUCACGAAACAUACUGCCAAGAACUGCUGAAUAUCAUCAACGAAACACUUAACCAGGAUAGCAUUCGUAAUCUUCACCUAACUCCAUUAUUUGAGUUGGACUUAAAGCUUCUUAUCUUGGGCCGAGCAGCUCCAAAGUUCCAGAAAAUACACAAUCAUUUUUUCCAGGAAAAUAAUCCAAAGUUUUGUCUGGAAAAGUUAAAAGCUCAAUAUUACUCGACAUUCAAGAGUAUUUAUCAUGAAAAGGAUGAAUCCCGUAUCAGAGCUCAAAGAUUUUGCGAGAUGUGUCUGAAGCCAGCAAUGUCCGAAUACAUGUAUAAAAAUCUUGGUGGGAAGAUUGUGGAUGACAUUUUGUCAAGUGAAGACUCCAUCUGGUACAGCAGCAGAACCUUCUUCCAGUUCACUUUGCUGAAGGAGCUCUUGGAAGAUGAGAUAUUUGAUCAGUACAUAAAAUACAAUAACCAUUACGAGAGUUUUGUCAAGAACUGGAUACAUAAAUACAUAAUCAAUAAAUACAAGAAAACUGCAGGCUUUGAAUCCUUGAAAUCGACUAUCCUCUCGUCCAUCACAAAGAAGGUCAAAACGGUUCUCAAAAAGCCCAAGGUGUUGAACAGUUCCAGCGUGUCGCACUGCUUAAAAGCAUUUUGCGAGAUGUUAAAAAAAGAUUUAGUCAUAUCCAAGAAUGAAAUUAAAGCGAUAAUAUUCCAAAAUACUGCAAGCACCCAACAAUUCAUAAGUGACAUUGAGUCAAUUCUGACAAAUACAGAAGAACAGAUUAAAGAGGAUAUGAAGUAUUUUGCGAUUGAAUCAGUGUUGUACAGAGUGACUCUGAAGCCUCAGGAUGAAUUGUUUAAGAAGGUCUUUGGAUGUGGGAAGCAGUGUCCAUUCUGCAAAGUCCCCUGUGAGGCUGGAGCUGCUGACCACAAGGAGCACUUUGCUUCUGUCCAUCGUCCUCAGGGAUUAGGAACCUACAGAUGCACCGAAUCCAAAGCUCUUUCUCAUUCUAUAUGUUCUACUGAUGUGGUGGGAAACACAACCUUCCAAAAUGCAGACACAGACUGGAAACCUCAACCCUGCAAAGAUUACCGCAAAUUCUAUCCAGACUGGACCAUACAGCCAGAUCCGACCAUUGGGGCCUCAGACUACUGGAAGUUUGUCUUUAAAGAGUUCAAUAAACAAUUCUCUGAGCAGUACAGUGCGAAACCAGCAGAAAUCCCAGAAGAUUGGUACAGUAUCAACAAAGAGAAAGCCCUCCGGAGCCUUAAGGAAACAUUCAAUAUGAUGUAAGAACUGACUCAGCCAAUGAAACUCCUAAUGGAUCGAGACUCUCAUUAUAACUGGUACACUAAUAUAGCCUCACUACGUGAUAAUACAAAACCCUUAAUUCCUCGAGUAGGUGUUGUCCAGACCCAAGCAUAUC